Messenger RNA from Fragaria vesca subsp. vesca, 1464 nucleotides. Its product is annotated as protein FAR1-RELATED SEQUENCE 5-like. Gene Ontology annotation, molecular function: zinc ion binding. The coding region runs from base 1 to 1464 and encodes 487 amino acids. Gene Ontology annotation, biological process: regulation of DNA-templated transcription. The transcript is spliced from 2 exons. The record is from RefSeq and is a predicted model, not a curated record. NCBI's taxonomy places the organism in Eukaryota, Viridiplantae, Streptophyta, Magnoliopsida, Rosales, Rosaceae.
AUGGAAUCAGAUGAGGAAAACAAAGUAACACGAUGUUUUUGGGCUGACUCAAUCUCAAGACGAGCUUACAGCUUUUAUGGGGAUGUAGUUAUUUUUGAUACUACAUACAACACAAAUCGGUAUGGAAUGAUUUUUGCACCAUUCACUGGUGUUAAUAAUCAUGGACAGACUAUCAUAUUUGCUUGUGCAUUUUUGAAUGACGAGACAGCAGAUUCUUUUGUUUGGUUAUUCAAAGAAUUUCUAAAUGCUAUGCCUGGAAAUGCCUCGGAAAAUGCCCCCACAAUGAUCAUUACCGACCAAGAUCCUGCUAUGACUAAAGCCAUUUCAGAAGCACUUCCACAGACAUUUCAUAGAUAUUGCAGUUGGCACAUUCUCAAUAAAUUUUCAGAGAAGCUAGAUGCGGUUAAAUAUCGAAAUUACUACCAAGACUUUCAUAGCUGCAUAUGGAAUUCAAAUAGUGGAGAUGAGUUUGACUCGAGAUGGACUGAAAUUGUUGAGAAGAGUGGAUUGAGUGAUAACAAGUGGUUGGAGUCGAUAUACGAGAUUCGUUCAUCAUGGAUACUAGCACAUGUAAAUAAUCAUUGUUUCUCAGCUGGAAUGUCAAGUAGUCAAAGAGCAAAGAGUCAGCAUUCUUUCUUCAAGAAUUAUGUUUCUCAGUCGAAUUCUUUGGUGGAAUUUAUGGUUCAGUUUAAGAGGGGACUUCUUCACCAACGCCACUAUGAGUUAGAGGAGGAUCAUAUUAAUAUUGAAGAGAAGGCAAAAACUGUCAUGUCCCUUGAAAUAGAAGAUCAUAUGGCCAAGGUUUACACACACAAGUUAUUUUAUGAAGUUCAAGAACAGUUGAAAGAGAGCUUCAAAUAUAAAUUAGAACUUCUAAGAGAAAAUGAGACUCCUUGUGUGUGCAAAGCAGUGAGAAAGAACAUUGAUACUUGCAAGUCUCGUGAACUCACUUAUGAAAAAGAUUCUGAUUUUGUAUCAUGUAGCUGUAGAAAGUGGGAGAGUGAAGGGCUUCCAUGUCGACAUGUUUUGUCAUAUUUGAUUAAGAUUCAAGAUGUUGAUAAAUUGCCUAUUCAGUACAUCUUGAAGAGAUGGACUAAGAAAGCAAGGCAGAGUCUUGUGUUAGAUUCUGAUGGAGGAGAGAUAACAGAUACCGAAACUUUACUUGCAAGGAGGACUAAAUUGUUCCAGCAUGCUACAGAUGCAAUUGAUAAGGCAAUCGUUAGUGAUGAGGCUAGCCAACUCCUAAUGGAUUCGUUGGAUGCUUUCUUGGAGAAUUUUAAAUCACUAAAUAUUGGUAAUGAAAGUGGACAGAGCACAGUAGUUUUAGAGACCGAGACUGUUACUAUUCAGCAUGUUUUUAAUGAACCAGAUCAAGUUAGAGAAAAAGGGUGUGGGAGAAGGUUGAAGAAAGGAAGAGAGAAGAGGAAAGUUAAGGCAAAGGAUAGUCAAGAAUUUUUUGAUUGA